This is a messenger RNA of Salvia miltiorrhiza (redroot sage), 2124 nucleotides long. RefSeq lists its product as uncharacterized. Bases 75 to 1568 code for a protein of 497 amino acids. The record is from RefSeq and is a predicted model, not a curated record. The transcript is spliced from 2 exons. Lineage: Eukaryota; Viridiplantae; Streptophyta; Magnoliopsida; Lamiales; Lamiaceae.
UUUCACACACUAACACCCCAAUUCAUUUUUUUUCUCUUACUUUCUUCCACCCAAUCCAUCCAAGUAUUCUCAGCAUGCCUCCAAAGGGGAAAGCAACCCGGGCCGCCAAGGGAAAGGGCAAAGCCACUGGCUCGUCCUCAAGAAGCAGCCGUGCGGCGCCGCCGGUUUCAGAGUUCUCACCGGCUCACUUCGGUGUGGAACUCCCUGAUGAUGUCUCACUGAAGAACUGGGAGAAGCUCAUCCACAUCCCGGUCAAGCCCACAAAGUACAUCUGUCCAACCACUGUGGAGAAGUUGGGCAUCCAGGAUGAUGUUUGGGCUAUGGUCGAUCGCGCGGGACUUCGACAGGUUUUCACAGGGAACUGGCACACUUAUCGGAUUCUCACGAUUGAGUUCCUUUCCACUUUGAAGAUCAAAUAUGAUCGGACCAUUCCCACGGAGUGCCAAUUCCGCUUGCUCAACAAGGAUUACGGGAUGACUUGCAACAAUUUCAAUGACAUUCUUGAAAGUCCGCGGAGCGGGAUAUAUGGUGUUGCCGGUUUUCAACCGCAGCAGUUAUGGGCUGCCAUGGCUGAUUUGACUCUUGAGGACACCAAGCAUUUCGUCACUGGCCGUGCAAAGGCCAAAGCAUUGAGAAACCCGGUCUUCAGAUACAUACAGCGGGUGAUGGCCUACAAUUACUUUGCUCGGGAGAAUGUGGGCAACCUACGUUCUGACGAAUUGCUUCAUUUGAACUGUAUGCUCACCGGUGACAAGAUUGAUUUAGCCCCUCAGUUGCUAGAUCAAUUUCACAGUCAGCUCACCUCCCCGACCGCCUCCAUUGGCAUUGGAGGAUUUGUCACCGCCCUUGCUCUCGACUUGGAACUUGAGAUCACGGAGACCGCGGUUUCUGAAGACAUAUUGGUGGAUUUGAAAGUGCUCAAAGCAGCGGGACACGUCGCGGAUGGCCGGAACUUGUAUUGGGUCUUGAAGCCAAAGCUAUACUUUCCAUUGCCAAACCCACACUUGACCACCGUGUUGGAUGUGGCAGAUCAUUCAAACUGGCUGCUGAACACCCCGGAGCACCUCAACCUCAUACGCCAGCGCCCACCGGCAACACAGGCAAGACGGUCAGUGGCAAGAGAUGAAGCUGCAGAGGAGGAAGCAGCUUAUGAAGCAGGGGGCGACGUGCCCCAAGAGUCUGAGGCGGGGACUUCAUCCUACUUUCCCCACCAUCAUGCACCUCCGCCGCCGCCCGUUGGAUAUGAUUUUAAUGCCAUGGAGCAGCGGCUCUAUGGCCACAUGGAUGCCGGGUUUGCCACGAUGCAGCAGCAUAUGUAUGGCCACAUGGAUGCAGGUUUCCAAAACCUGCAAACCAACAUGUACGGCCACGUGGACAAUCAAUUCGCUGCGUUUCAGAGGCAGCAACAGGGCUACUUUGAUGCCCAAUUUGAAGCUGAGCGCGCUGCCCGACUACGGCAACAUGAGGAGUAUAUGCGCCAACAUGCGGCGUAUAUGAGGUCGAUGAACGAUUGGCAGCGAGCCUUCCCAGGACCGCCGCAGGAUCCUCAGGACCCGCCAGCCCCUUGAGCCCCGGUGAGUUCGACUCCGUGCCCUACACUUCCUUUUCAAACUUAUUCUUCCUUGUGGAGAAUAAGUUUGGGGGGAUGUGGCUGUGUGGGCACUCUAUCUUUACUGUUUUGUUUUUUUUUUUAGUUUGUCUUAGUAGUUUUGAGUCUUGUUUUUGUCUGUUGCUCUGUGUUGAUGCCUUGGUGAAGAGAUGAGAUGUGUAUGAAUUGGUUGGAUAACUGGCCUAUGAUGAUUUCUGUUUUAAAAUGGUAAAACUGCAUGUGUUUGUGUCGACAUUGUUGAGAUUGGGCAUGAUUGAUAAAUGAUAAGCAUGGUCUUUAAUGUGUUCGCAAUCAAUGAAAUAAGCUGUGAGUUUUGAGCCUUGACUGUCACUAUUUUCCACAGUCUUAUUUCUGUUUCUUGAGUGAUUGUUCAAGCAUGCUUGUUUCUCGCUAGAACUUGUCUUGGUUUCUCCCUCGAGGUCACAUAGUGUGCUUAAUAACUGUGAGAUGAUAGAAGGCCAUCUUUGCUAGCCCAUAUAUCCCAUACUUGUCCUUUUACUCUAUAUGAUCCUAGU